Paramecium pentaurelia is the source of this 1103-nucleotide messenger RNA. NCBI's taxonomy places the organism in Eukaryota, Ciliophora, Oligohymenophorea, Peniculida, Parameciidae. The record is from the annotation of a GenBank genome assembly.
UAAUGAUUCUCCAACCAUUACAAUAAUAAGUAUUCAUCAAUAGAGACAAAAAGAAUCUUUAAGGACUCACUCCCUAUUAGAGAUAGAGAUAUAAUGAACAUCAAUAAUAAUAGAGAAGUUAUAAAAAAUUUAAGCAACCAAAAAAAUUUUCAACACAAUUUCCUUAAAUAAAAAAAGAUGAUACAUAAUAUGAAUUCAGAAUAUUUCAUCAUGUUACAAAUAUGAAAAGUGCACACUUCUAAUCAAAAUAUACUUUGUCUAUGGGAAGCAUUCCUAAUUUAUUAUUACAUACAUAUUUUGAUUAAAUUGUAUUUUAUGAUGUGGCUAAAUUAAAAUCUGAAACAACAAGAAUACCACUUGAAGCUUUAGGAUUAGAUGUACUUGAUAACAUUUGUGCUGUUGCUGGUAUGAAUGGUGAUAUUUUGUUAAUUAAUUUGCUUAAUGGAACAAUAGAUAAAUAGAUAAUCAAUAUAAAAAGAGAUUUUAUCAAUCAUGUACAUUUUUAUUAAAAUUACUUGAUUGCUAAUGAUAAUAGAGGAAUUAUUAGGAUAUUUGAUUAUUAAAAUGGACUCAAAGAGAUAUACUAAUAUUAAGAUAAAGCCUCAGUUAAUUUAACUAGUGUAAAUUAAAGUAAAUAAAUUGCUUUUUGUGGUGAUCGACUAGGAUUAAAUGUUUUAGAUGUUCAAUCAGAUUCUAUUAUACAUAGUUUAGAUCCUCAUAAUGAAUUUGGUUUUGCUGUUGCUUUUAAUCCUUGUAAAAGUUAUGAACUUGCUUCAUCUAGUGAAGAUGGAUCAACUGUCAUCUAUGAUUUGCGUUCACCAAAAUUACCACUAUAAUAAUUUAUUGGAUCAGAUUUCCCAAUCUACAAUAUAACCUAUUCAAAAAAUGGAUCUCAUUUAUUUUUGGCUGAAUCCAAUUCCUAUUUGCAUAUUUUAAAUGCGUAAUAUAUUAUUUUAUUAUAUAGAUCUCAUUAUGAUUCUGUCUAAAGUAUUUAAUUAUAUGGAGAAAUCUCUGGUAUAGCUAAUAAUACAUAUGAUGAAAACAGAUUCUACUUUAGUGCAAGUUGUUCAUUUGGUGAUGGUAUAUGUGAAUAUUCAAAAUGA